Molecule: messenger RNA, 1161 nt
Organism: Rana temporaria (common frog)
Lineage: Eukaryota; Metazoa; Chordata; Amphibia; Anura; Ranidae
Product: gastrula zinc finger protein XlCGF17.1-like
Exons: 2
Coding region: 1-1161 (386 amino acids)
Biological process (GO): central nervous system development; regulation of transcription by RNA polymerase II
Cellular component (GO): nucleus
Molecular function (GO): RNA polymerase II cis-regulatory region sequence-specific DNA binding; DNA-binding transcription factor activity, RNA polymerase II-specific
Source: RefSeq, a predicted model, not a curated record
AUGGGAGCCGAUUCUGUGAUCAGCAAGGCAACUGCUGGGAAGGAAGAGGAAAGCCUGCCGGAUAACACAGAUGGGAUCUCUGUUGUCAAAGUUCCACCUCCUGGACCGACUCCAAUGAUAGACAGCACACUGGUCCAAUGUGCCGGACCAUCGUAUUCCUCUUAUCCUGAGGAACCUCAGACUGUGCGGGACGGUGCCGUCCUUCCAACAGAUAAAAGGUUUUCCUGUAGUGAGUGCGGAAAGUAUUUCCAGUUUAAAUCCCGUUUCAAUGAGCAUAAAAGAACCCACACAGGUGAGAAGCCGUAUUCCUGCCCUGAUUGUGGGAAAUGUUUUGGACAAAAAUCGUCUGUUGCCAAACAUCAAAAGUUUCACACGGGGGAAAAGCCGCACUCCUGCCCUGAGUGCGGGAAAUGUUUUUCAAAGAAAUCCCAUCUCUACAGCCACCGGAUUUUGCACACAGGAGAGAAGCCUUAUUCCUGUCCGAAGUGUGGGAAAUGUUUUGGAUAUAAAUCAGUUCUUGUCAAACAUCAAAAGACCCACACGGGGGAAAAGCCGUUCUCCUGCCCUGAGUGCAGGAAAAGUUUUACACAGAAAUCAGAUCUUGUCAUUCAUCAAAAGUCUCACACGGGGGAAAAGCCGUAUUCCUGUCCUGAUUGCGAGAAAUGUUUUGCAAUUAAAUCACGUCUUGACACACAUCAAAGGUCUCACACGGGGGAGAAGCCUUUUUGCUGUCCAGAGUGCGGAAAAUGUUUUUUAAAAAAGUCUGCUCUUAAUUAUCAUCAGAGGCUGCACACAGGUGAAAGGCCUCAUUCCUGUUCUGAGUGCGGGAAAUGUUUUUCAGCAAAGUCCUCUCUUCACAUGCAUCAGAGAUUGCACACCGGUGAGAAGCCACAUUCCUGUCCUGAGUGCGGGAAAUGUUUCUCACAGAAAUCAGACCUGGCCACACAUCAAAGAUCUCACACAGGAGAAAAGCCGUAUUCUUGUCCUGAGUGCGGAAAAAGUUUUUCACAGAAAUCAGACCUUGUCAAACAUCAAAGAUCUCACACAGGAGAGAAGCCGUAUUCCUGUCCUGAGUGCGGGAAAUGUUUCUCACGGAAUUCAUAUCUUUACAAACAUCAGAGAUCUCACACGGGGGACAAGCCAAGUUCCUGUCCUGAGUGA